AUGUCUAUUGUAUCUCUAUUAGGUAUCAAAGUACUAAAUAACCCUGCAAAAUUCACCGACCCUUACGAAUUCGAAAUCACCUUCGAAUGUUUAGAGCCAUUACAAAAGGAUUUAGAAUGGAAAUUGACCUAUGUCGGGUCUUCUCGUUCAUUGGAACAUGACCAAGAAUUAGAUUCCAUCUUAGUUGGGCCCGUACCUGUAGGAGUCAACAAGUUCAUAUUCUCUGCUGAUCCACCAAGUGCAGAGUUGAUUCCCGCCAGUGAAUUGAUCUCUGUGACCGUUAUUUUGUUAAGUUGUUCAUACGAUGGGAAAGAGUUUGUUCGAGUCGGGUAUUAUGUAAAUAAUGAGUAUGAUUCAGAGGAAUUGAGAGAAAAUCCACCCGUUAAAGUUCAAGUAGAUCAUAUUGUUAGAAAUAUUUUAGCAGAGAAACCAAGAGUUACUAGAUUCAAUAUUGUUUGGGAUAACGAAAAUGAGAGUGAUUUAUAUCCACCUGAACAACCAGAAGUUGAUGAUGAAGUAGAGGAAGAAGAGGAGGAAGAGGAGGAAGAGGAGGAAGAGGAAGAAGGGGAAGAAGAAGAAGAAGAAGCUGAGGAAGAGGAGGUGGAAGAAGAGGAAGAAGUAGAUGAUGAUGACGACGAUGUAGAGGAAGAUGAAAAUGGUGAAAUUGAUUUAGAGGCAGAAGAAGAAGAAGAAGAUGAUGAUGAUGCUGAAGAGGAAGCUGAAGAGGAUUUAGAAGUUGAAGAGGAAGAAGAAAGUAAGGAUGACGAAACAAACAAGGACCAAAAGGAAAAAAUAAAAGAUACAGAUGAGUCUUCUACACUAUCUAAUAAACAUGAUUUAGAAGAUACGGUAGAAAUUACCAUGGAUUCAAAAAAGCAAAAGGUGGAUUUAUGA
Arxiozyma heterogenica is the source of this 894-nucleotide messenger RNA. RefSeq names its product nucleosome assembly factor ASF1 (gene ASF1). Gene Ontology annotation, cellular component: nucleus; chromatin. Lineage: Eukaryota; Fungi; Ascomycota; Saccharomycetes; Saccharomycetales; Saccharomycetaceae. The transcript has a single exon. Gene Ontology annotation, molecular function: histone binding. Gene Ontology annotation, biological process: DNA replication-dependent chromatin assembly; nucleosome disassembly; nucleosome assembly. The coding region runs from base 1 to 894 and encodes 297 amino acids. The record is from RefSeq and is a predicted model, not a curated record.